AUGGCGCCGAUGGAAGAAGGAGCCGCGCUGCAGACCGCUCCCUCGCUGCCAGGAGAUGGAGGUACCUUGCAGUUACAAGCGGACUCUCCGCCACCGCUCUCACUGUCCUCGGACUGGCCGGUUGUAUCCUCCGCGCCUGUGAACCAUACGUACGGGCCGGGCAGGAAAUCGUAUGUCCAGGCAGCUUCAUGGCCUAAGAUGGCGGCGGAUGAUCCGAAAGAGAUGGAGGCGCCUGUAUUGCCGGUAGGCUCACCGGGACCUAUCCCACAAGCCUCACAACAGAGGGUCCACUUACCUUCUGCCGCGCCUGGAGACGAUCCACUCAUGCCGCAUCCUGCGUCUGCCCACGGGCCUAUGGACUCUGGCAGGACCUCCGUUCCGACUCCGGGAAAACCUGCUAAACGCCCCAAGCUGAAGGACAUUUGGUCAUUGCUGAGUGCACUCCCAACCAAGGCAGACCUGGAGGUGAUCAUACAGAGGGUCGAGGCCAAACAUGAUCAGGCUAUUGCUGAGGUCAAGGCGGACUUAACAUCUAUCUCCACCCAAGUCCGGACCAUGUCGGAGAUCACUUUUUCAUCCAUUAACGCCAACGGGCUGAACACCCCUGUGAAGCGUUCCUCCAUUCUCCGGCUCCUAUGGAGUAAAAAGUCCAGUCACACGAAUCAGGCCCUGGACUCUGCCAUGAGCUCCUAUUUGGCUAGGUCGCGUUUACCCAAACUGCUGAGUGCGGCCCUUGAGAGUUUGAACAGUCCGUUUACCGCUGAUGAGAUUGAGGAGGCUUUGAAGUCAAUGCAGCCUAAACCUCUCCUGAGAACUAUAAGGAAAAACCCUGAUAUCUCUGGUUUGAUGGUGAGAGAUAAGGAGUUUAAGAUAGCAGCAUAUGCAGAUGACCUGAUGUUUAUGAUUACCAAAUCUCGGGUCACAUUCUCCAACCUAAUUGAGGAAUUCAAAGUAUUCCAUAACUUGUCCAAUCUGAAAAUUAACUUACAGAAGUCUGAAGCGCCUAAUGUCUCCAUUUCACCUGCUCUCGAAGCUGAACUGGCAGAAAAUCCCUGUGAGAAGCUUGAAGGAAACAUCAUCAUGUUAUCUCUAGAUUAUGAUGAAGAUACCAGGCAGCGCUCUUCAGAAGAAAACGUCAUUACCUGUAAUGUACAUCCAGGACUUCACAAUGCAGAGCCAUCAAAUCUAUCAUAUAAUCAUCCUAAACAUGAGGAUUCUUCUACUGAUCAAUCACAGAUUAUUACUCCAAAUAUAAGGCAGAAACAGGAUAAAAUGUUUAAUUGUGAGGAACGUGGAAAACAGUUCAGAUAUAAGUCAGAGCUUUCUGUACACAGAAGUCGUCACAAAGGAGAGAAGCCGUAUUCAUGUUCAGAAUGUGGGAAAUGUUUUACCAAGAAAUCAUAUCUUGAUCGUCAUAAAAUAAUUCACACAGGAGAGAAGCCAUAUUCAUGUUCUGAAUGUGGUAAAUGCUUUAACCAGAAAUUAAGCCUUGAUCAACAUAAAAGAAUUCACACAGGAGAGAAGCCAUAUUCAUGUUCUGAAUGUGGAAAAUGUUUCAUAGAAAAAAAAGGUCUUGCUAAACAUCUCAGAAUUCACACAGGAGAGAAGCCGUAUUCAUGUUCAGAAUGUGGUAAAUGCUUUAAACGAAAAUCAAGCCUUGAUCUACAUAAAAGAAUUCACACCGGAGAGAAGCUAUAUUCAUGUUCAGAGUGUGGUAAAUGUUUUACAGAUAGAUUACAUCUGGUUGCACAUGAGAGAAUUCACACAGGAGAGAAGCCAUAUUCAUGUUCAGAAUGUGGGAAAUGCUUUAACCAGACCUCACACCUUGAUCUACAUAAAAGAAUUCACACAGGAGAGAAGCCAUAUUUAUGUUCUGAAUGUGGAAAAUGCUUUAACCAGAAAUCAUCCCUUGAUAUACAUAAAAGAAUUCACACGGGAGAGAAGCCAUAUUCAUGUUCAGAAUGUGGUAAAUGUUUUACAGAUAGAUCAUAUCUGCUUUUACAUCAAAGAAUUCACACAGGAGAGAAGCCGUAUUCAUGUUCAGAAUGUGGAAAAUGUUUCAUAGAAAAAAAAGGUCUUACUAUACAUCUCAGAAUUCACACAGGAGAGAAGCCACAUUCAUGUUCAGAAUGUGGGAAAUGCUUUAACCAGACAUCACACCUUGAUCGUCAUAAAAGAAUUCACACAGGAGAGAAGCCACAUUCAUGUUCAGAAUGUGGGAAAUGCUUUAACCGAAAAUCAAGCCUUGAUCUACAUAAAAGAAUUCACACAGGAGAGAAGCCAUAUUCAUGUUCAGAAUGUGGGAAAUGCUUUAACCAGACAUCACACCUUGAUCUACAUAAAAUAAUUCACACAGGAGAGAAGCCACAUUCAUGUUCAGAAUGUGGGAAAUGCUUUAACCGAAAAUCAAGCCUUGAUCUACAUAAAAGAAUUCACACAGGAGAGAAGCCAUAUUCAUGUUCUGAAUGUGGAAAAUGUUUCAUAGAAAAAAAAGGUCUUACUAAACAUCUCAGAAUUCACACAGGAGAGAAGCCACAUUCAUGUUCAGAAUUUGGGAAAUGCUUUAAACAGAAAUCAAGCCUUGAUCAACAUAAAAGAAUUCACACAGGAGAGAAACCAUUUAUAUGUUCAGAAUGUGGGAAAUGCUUUACUAAGAAAUUAAGUCUUGAUCGACAUAAGAGACUCCACACAAAAGAGAAGACAUGUUGA
Bufo bufo (common toad) is the source of this 2709-nucleotide messenger RNA. Its product is annotated as zinc finger protein 271-like. The record is from RefSeq and is a predicted model, not a curated record. The coding region runs from base 1 to 2709 and encodes 902 amino acids. The transcript has 7 exons. NCBI's taxonomy places the organism in Eukaryota, Metazoa, Chordata, Amphibia, Anura, Bufonidae.